Molecule: messenger RNA, 903 nt
Organism: Nipponia nippon (crested ibis)
Lineage: Eukaryota; Metazoa; Chordata; Aves; Pelecaniformes; Threskiornithidae
Gene: BTBD19
Product: BTB domain containing 19
Molecular function (GO): protein binding
Source: RefSeq, a predicted model, not a curated record
AUGGCUGGACCCUGCUCGACGCGGCUGCAGGGCGAAGCAGCCGCCUUCACCGCUGCCCUCCGCACCCUAGUCAACAACCCUCAGUUCAGUGACGUGACAUUCGUGGUGGGCCGGGAGCGGCAGAAGGUGUUUGCGCACCGCUGUGUGCUGGCAUGCCGCUGCCAGGCUUUCCAAGGGAUGCUCGGCCAGGGGCUGGCAGGCAGCGAGGACCCCCCGGGCAGCAUCCCACCCCAGGGCCCCUUCAUCCUGGGCAACGUGCAGCCCGACGUCUUCCUGGCCGUCAUCGAGUUCCUCUACACCAACAGCGUCACCCUCAACAGCCACAUUGCACUGGAGGUGCUGACCUCAUCGGUGGAGUACGGCCUGCAGGACUUGUGCAAGCUCUGCGUCAAGUUCAUCAAGGACACACUGAGCGUGGAGCAGGUCUGCGAGGCUCUGCAGGCUGCGGUGACCUAUGGGCAGACAGACCUCCAGCAACACUGCCUGGCCUUCAUCGAGGGCUGCACUGCGGCAGUGGUGCGGACACAGGGCUUCCACGAGCUCUCUGAUGUGGUGCUGGCACGGGUGCUGCGCAGCGACCGCCUGGCUGUGGACGAGCUGGACCUGGUGCAGGCUGUGCGGGAGUGGGCGCACGUCAGCUCGGCCGUCUUGGAGCGCCCCGUGCCCGAGGUGGCCGCCCUGCCUGUGCAGGAGCUGCGCCUGCCCUUGCUGGCACCUAGUGAGCUGGCAACACUGGAGAGCCACAACCAGCGGGACCUGCUCAUCCCGGUGGAGAGCAUCGCGGCAGCCUGGCGUUCCCACGCGCUGAGGAAGGGCAGCGGGGUGCCCUCCCGCCUCUGCAGGCCCCGGCGCGGCACACGGCCCCGCGACCACCACCGCCACCUGGACCCGCACGCCAAGUAG